Messenger RNA from Musa acuminata AAA Group (dessert banana), 1374 nucleotides. RefSeq lists its product as uncharacterized. The record is from RefSeq and is a predicted model, not a curated record. The transcript has a single exon. Lineage: Eukaryota; Viridiplantae; Streptophyta; Magnoliopsida; Zingiberales; Musaceae. Bases 1 to 1374 code for a protein of 457 amino acids. Gene Ontology annotation, molecular function: RNA-DNA hybrid ribonuclease activity; nucleic acid binding.
AUGCAGCCCCCUCGGAUGAUCAGAGACCUGCAGCGCCUUAACGGGAGGCUGGUCGCCCUAUCACGUUUCCUUUCCCGAUCGGGAGAUCGCUGCCUCCCCUUCUUCAAGGCCCUGAAGGAUCCGAAGAACUUCCGAUGGACGACGGAAUGUGAGAGGGCCUUCGAGCAGAUGAAGCAACACCUGGCCAACCUCCCCCGACUCGCCUCAGUCUCCCAAGAGGAGAAACUGAGUCUCUACCUCGCCGCCUCCCAGCACGCGGUCAGUUCGGUUCUGGUCAAAGAAAACUCCGGCGACCAACUGCCGGUCUACUAUGUCAGCCACAUGCUGAGCAGGCCAGAAGGACGCUACCCGCCAAUCGAAAAGCUGGCGCUGGCGCUCGUCCUGUCGGCACGAAAGCUCCGCCCUUACUUCCAGACCCACCCGAUAGAGGUAAUAACUGACCAGCCGCUUCGGCUCGUUCUGUCUAAAUUCGACGUUGCAGGGCGCCUCCUCAAAUGGGCAGUGGAGCUCGGCGAGCACGACAUACAGUACACGCCUCGGACCGCCAUUAAAGCCCAAUCCGUGGCAGACUUUAUCGCGGAGCUGACCCCGAGUACAGGCGAAGAACUCGAGCCACCGCGUGACACGUGGACUCUCCACGUAGACGGGUCGGCCAACGCAAAGUGCGCCGGCGCAGGGCUGGUGCUGGUGACACCCGACGACCGCUCGAUUGAGCGCUCCUUCCGCUUCGGGUUCAGGGCCACCAACAACGAAGCAGAAUACGAGGCUCUCCUAGCGGGGCUCCGAUUGGCACUGGAGAUGCGGGUGACCGACAUACGCGUAACCACCGACUCACAGCUGGUGGCUAGGCAGCUCGACGGCGAAUACGAAGCCCGGGACCCGACCAUGGCGAAAUACUUGGCACAGGUAAAAAACCUUGCCACCAAGUUCGUCCAUUUUGAAUUGUCGAAUGUUCCCAGAAGCGAGAACCAGCGAGCCGACACCCUGGCCAAACUGGCGUCCGACCCGACCCCCAGGGCUCGACCCGAGACCGAAGAGCUCCCUCACCGAGCCAUAGAGAUCGUCGCCACAGUCACGGGCGGCGCGCCGACCACUUGGGUACAGGAGAUGCUACGCUUCAAGCGGGACGGAACCCUACCCGACAAUAAAACUACGGCUCGACGCUUGCGUCGAACGCAGGCAUGGUACUCUGAAGAAGGAGGACGGCUGUACAAGCGGUCUUUCUCGCACCCCUUGUUACGCUGCCUAGAGCCGAACGAAGCCCAGACAGUUCUGUCCGACAUGCAUGAAGGGGCCUGCGGGGAACACAUAGGCGAACGAGUCCUGGCGUAUAAGAUACUCCGACAGGGAUACUACUGGCCGACCAUGCGCUAG